Zophobas morio is the source of this 784-nucleotide messenger RNA. RefSeq lists its product as uncharacterized. The record is from RefSeq and is a predicted model, not a curated record. The coding region runs from base 34 to 774 and encodes 246 amino acids. Lineage: Eukaryota; Metazoa; Arthropoda; Insecta; Coleoptera; Tenebrionidae. The transcript is spliced from 4 exons.
CGGAAUUUUUAGUAGGUGUAGUUCUACCACAAAAUGAACAGCCUCCUUACUUGUGUAGUAACUUUGGCCACCUUUUGCAAUUGUUUGCAAUUUCCUUCUAGUUUUAAAAAAUGCGAUAAAAGACGCAGUGAUUUCAACGAUUGUUUAAGUGGUGUUGUUUAUGACACUCUUAGAAUCCUUGACAAACCUUUGAAAUCGCAUGGCUUACCGAGUUUGCACGAUGUUGAAUUUCCAUCAGAUGCUUUCUUAGAAAUAGGGAACAGUACGUAUGGAUUAUUGCAGAAAAUUUCUAACUACAGGCUGAUUGGUCUUUCAAAGCCCCAAAAUGUGAAAACCAGGUUAGAGUUUGGACCUCUGAUUAGUACGUUAACAAUAGAGGCUUCUUACCCUGAACUUACAUGGGAAUGUCAGUACGAAGGUCACGGUACCGCGGUACUUCUACCUUUAAACGUUAUAACACCUGUGGAACUUAUCAUGGAUAAUCCAACGUUUAUUUUUACAAUUAAACUGGAAGAAUACUACAAAGGUGCCGUCUAUUUUAAAGCGGUCGAAUCUGAAUUAGAUAUGAACAGAGCAGACGGCAUAAAAUACGAUUUUAAGCGUUUGUUCCAAAACAGACGGCUUAAUCAUGAAUUUAACUCUGCAAUGAACGAGAAGGGGUUGCAAAUUCUUGGAAUUUUUAAACAUUUACAAGGGAUAUUUGCACCACAUGUCACUUCCAUCUUCAACAGUUUUCUCGAGAAAGUACCAGUUGCUGAACUUUUUGUGGAAUAGAUGUUCUCUC